ACGAACUGCCCUGUGUUUGUUCUAUCGAUCCUUUCAUCUCUUCUGCCGAUCAAGGGCUUCCCCGGAUUGGCAGAGGAAGUGCUUCCCCUUGCCGUUCGUCAAGGUCAAGCCUUACACUCAGGAGGAUCAUCGGCCAUAUCACCCAUUUUUCAGGGUUUGCCAGCGCAAAAACAUCAGGUGCAUCGCCACCACGAGAAGAGCACUGGAGUUUCCGGGGUCAUCGCCAGGACCAGUCGUCCUGGUGAGCAGAUAGGCAGCCGCCUGGGGUCAUGACCCCUCCUCGAAAUAAGUGCAUCGUGAGUUCCAUUAUAAGAGUAUGGACCUUGCCCACCCCUAUAAGCUUCUGCACCUCCAACUCCUCUCGAUCAAUCCCACACUCUCGUUAAGUUACGCUUACACACUCGUUUGUUCUACAAAAUAUACCCGGUGUAAUCAAGAUGCUCUUCAGCACAUUCGCUAUCUCGUCGGUGUUCGUUGCCUCUGCUGUCGCAGCAGCAGAGCCGGCACCAUACAAGCUUGGAAAGAUGAGCAUGAACCAGGCCUUCGGGCUCAUGAGACGACAAGCAGGAUACCAACCAGGACAAACAAUCUGCGGUCCAGGAGCAGACUGUGCUUCAUCCUGCGGAGCAGGCUAUUCCGAAUGCGCUAGCUCCGAUGGAGACCUCCACUGCUACAACCCGACCGUCCAGCAGACUUGCUGUCCUGACGGUACUGGAAACAGUUGCGAUGUUGGAUUCUUCUGUACUUCGGAUGCUGAAGGAGGAACUUGGUGCUGUCCUGAUGGAAUGUCCCUCGCUGCCUGCGCUGCCGCAUACAGUUUGACGGGAACUCUUGUCUCCGAGACUGCAUCAAACCCAGCAUCCACUCCAUCAAGCUAUCCAGCAUCGGUGACAGCUUCUGUAAGCGGAUACCCAACAACCACAACGGCAGAGGAGACCUACAUGACCACCACGACAUCGUGCUCUUCAAGCAGCAGCAAAGCCCUCUACACGACAUCAUACUCAUACUCGAACAUCACGGUCUCGACGACGACUUCUGCUCUUCCUACUCAAUUCACGGGUGGUGCUGCUCACCUUGGAUUCCCAGCGUUAGCACUUGCUGCUGCUGGUGCUGUUUUGGCUCUGUAAGGGAGCAUUGCGUAGGGAUGAGGAAUCUUGGGCGUUGGGGCAAUUAUGACGAGUGAUAUUGAAAGCGAAAUCACGCUUCUUGUACACUGUAAUUUUUCAAUGAAAGAAUGGAACCACGGGAUUAACCCAUUCACGUGAC
Messenger RNA from Hyaloscypha bicolor E, 1266 nucleotides. RefSeq lists its product as uncharacterized. Bases 438 to 1127 code for a protein of 229 amino acids. NCBI's taxonomy places the organism in Eukaryota, Fungi, Ascomycota, Leotiomycetes, Helotiales, Hyaloscyphaceae. The transcript has 2 exons. The record is from RefSeq and is a predicted model, not a curated record.